Aspergillus fumigatus Af293 is the source of this 747-nucleotide messenger RNA. RefSeq lists its product as uncharacterized. The record is from RefSeq and is a predicted model, not a curated record. The transcript has 3 exons. Bases 1 to 747 code for a protein of 248 amino acids. Lineage: Eukaryota; Fungi; Ascomycota; Eurotiomycetes; Eurotiales; Aspergillaceae.
AUGCCGGCUGCUCCCGCUCCGAGUUCUUCGAGCUUCUUGGUCGUGCUCCCAUUCCUUGCUUGGAGGCUGGGGCCUGCCGGCCCAUGGCCUGCAUACGUAAGAACAAGGGGCAUGUCAUGUCACCUCUUCCUACCUUUUCCCUCCUUUAACUUGUCCUCUCAUCCCAAUUGCACCACAAAUCUUCAAUCAGCAUCUCUAAUCUCCAAUUAUUUGACCUCAUCUUCAAUCUAUAUAAGGACGACCACCAUGGUUCACGUAUGCCCUCAAAUGAUGCGUGCAUCCCUUCGUUCCCUCGGAGGCACUGCUCGACGACCCAUACAGCAAGCUGGGCGCCGGAUGUACGCUUCUGCUCCAGAUACCACCAAAAAAUCCAGCGAUCUUCCAUGGAUGCUGGCAUCGGUUGGCCUCGGCGUCCCCGCUGCAUUUUACUUGCUUCAGUCCAGUCCCACCAAGGUCGCUUCACACAAUCACCACGGCGAAACAAGGAUGACUGAGAGGAAGGAAGCCGAGAUCCCUCCGGAGCGUGAGACUGUUGGCCCGGAUGUGAAGCCCUCCGAGGUUGAUGAGCCUGCUGGCCGCAAGGCACCUUCGGGAGCCAACACAAUUUCUGCCAAACAGGAGGGCCUUGACAGUUCGGACACUGACAACCCUUACGUUGCAGAACCGGGAAAGAGCGUAAAGGGUGAAGGGGAGACGGACUCCGUCAAGCUGAAGGGAACUGUUGACCCUGCUCGGCCACAGCGAUGA